Messenger RNA from Conger conger (European conger), 6150 nucleotides. RefSeq names its product phospholipid-transporting ATPase 11C-like. The transcript is spliced from 29 exons. Bases 462 to 3920 code for a protein of 1152 amino acids. Gene Ontology annotation, molecular function: ATP hydrolysis activity; ATPase-coupled intramembrane lipid carrier activity; ATP binding. The record is from RefSeq and is a predicted model, not a curated record. Gene Ontology annotation, cellular component: recycling endosome; trans-Golgi network; plasma membrane. Lineage: Eukaryota; Metazoa; Chordata; Actinopteri; Anguilliformes; Congridae. Gene Ontology annotation, biological process: phospholipid translocation.
UGCAACGAGAUUCAAGUAAAAUAUUUGACAGAACCUGAAGCGUGGAAGGGUGGCAAUGGGAGAACGUAGAAGGCUUCAGAUUCAAGUUUCUUUUUGUUUGCUUAUCAUGACUGUCAUACAUGUAAUAGUGCUUUGCGGCUAUACCCUUUGAACAUAUUAAACAGCAACAGGGCACAGCAGGAUGGCACUUACUGCAGUUUCCGCGUGUAUGGGGAAGCAUAGCUAGCCUCUGUACUGUACACCGCAACGCGGAAAAUAUUAAGAUGUUGGGAGACAGAAUUCAAACGAGAUGGAAACAAUGUAGCACCGCUGCGGCAUUUCCGAUAUUCGGAUAAAAUAAAUAAUACAAAGUACCUUCAUGCACACAUAAGAACAGCUCUCGACAGCAGAAAUAGAGGGAACUGCAGUUAGAUCGCGUCUUCAUUGCUACCAAAGGCAGAAGAGGGACCGAAAACUGCAAUAUGUUCAGAAGGAGACUCAACCGUUUGUUUGGGGGAGAUGAGAAGAGAGCGGACAGUAGGACCAUCCACGUGGGUCACCAGCCCUGCCCAGCCACGGACGCCUUCAUCCAACCUAAAUUCUGUGACAAUAGGAUUGUUUCCUCCAAGUAUACAGUUUGGAACUUUUUGCCCAAGAACCUGUUUGAGCAGUUCAGAAGAAUUGCCAAUUUCUACUUCCUGAUUAUAUUCCUCGUGCAGGUGAUUGUGGACACCCCCACCAGCCCGGUCACCAGUGGCUUGCCCUUGUUUUUUGUAAUCACUGUGACGGCUAUCAAACAGGGUUAUGAGGACUGGUUGCGGCACAAGGCUGAUAAUGAGGUGAACAAGUACCCAGUGACUGUUCUGGAAGGCGGAAAGAGUCAGUGCAAGAAAGACAGCGAGAAGAUCAAGGUGGGUGACAUCGUUGAGGUGGAAGAGGACGAGACAUUCCCCUGUGACCUGAUUCUGCUGAGGUCCAGCCGCGAUGACGAGACCUGCUUCGUUACCACAGCCAGUCUGGACGGAGAGUCCAACCAUAAGACACACUACACAGUGCCUGAUACGGAGAAGGAUCUGGAAUCACUUAAUGCAACCAUUGAGUGUGAACAACCACAGCCAGACCUUUACAAAUUUGUGGGCCGUAUGCACAUCUACAGAGAUGGCCAAGCCACCGCUGUGAGGUCCUUAGGCCCAGAGAACUUACUGUUGAAAGGUGCUACAUUGAAGAACACCAAAAAGAUUCACGGUGUGGCGGUUUACACGGGCAUGGAGACCAAAAUGGCGCUGAACUACCAGGGCAAGUCGCAGAAGCGCUCCGCAGUGGAGAAGUCCAUCAAUGCCUUCCUCAUGGUCUACCUGUGUCUCUUGGUGGGCAAGGCCCUGGUGUGCACCGCACUCAAGUACGUCUGGCAGAGCCAGCCAGGCCAGGAUGAGCCAUGGUACAAUCUCAAGACUCAGAAAGAAAAGGCCACCAAUCUAUACCUGAAGAUGUUUACGGACUUCCUAUCCUUCAUGGUACUCUUCAACUUCAUCAUCCCUGUCUCAAUGUACGUUACCGUGGAGAUGCAGAAGUUCCUGGGUUCUUUCUUCAUCUCCUGGGACAAAGACUUCUUUGACCCUGAGAUCCAGGAGGGGGCGCUGGUCAACACUUCUGACCUCAAUGAGGAGUUGGGCCAGGUAGAGUACGUGUUCACCGAUAAGACAGGCACCUUGACCCAGAACAACAUGGAGUUCAAAGAGUGCUGCAUUGAUGGUUUCCAGUACUUGGACUCCCCGGUGCCGAUGGAUCGGCUGUGUGUCACAGACGGGCUUUGUGUCACAGACGGGCUCUGCAUCACGGACGGGCCAAACAGCAAGCCGCAGGAGAAGGCCUGCAAGGAGAAGGAGGAGCUGUUUCUGCGGGCUCUGUGCCUGUGCCACACGGUGCAGGUGAAGGAGUCGGGGCCGGGUGGGGUCGGAGGUUGGGUCAGAGGCCUGGACCAGGUGGACGGAGGAGACCUCGGACUGGAGGAGCAGUGUGGCUUCAUCGCCUCCUCACCCGAUGAGGUGGCGCUGGUCAAGGGGGCCAUGAAGUAUGGCUUCCUGUUUCUGGGUUCUGAUUGCAAAAACAUGAAAAUAAUGAACAGGAAUAAAGACAUUGAGGAGUAUGAGCUACUGCACGUGUUGAACUUUGACCCGGUGCGACGGCGAAUGAGUGUGAUCGUUAAGUCCAGAUCAGGGGACAUUCUCCUUUUCUGCAAAGGAGCAGACUCGUCCAUUUUCCCCCGGGUCAAGCAGGAGGAGGUGGACAGAGUACGGAGGCAUGUGGAGCGAAAUGCUACGGAUGGGUACAGGACGCUCUGCGUGGCGUACAAGCAGCUGCCCGUGGAGGAGUACGAGAAGGCCGACACCUGGCUGCGCGACGCUCGGCUGGUCCUGCAGGACCGGGAGGAGAAACUGACAGCUGUGUACAACCAGAUCGAGACUGGGAUGAGUCUGAUUGGGGCCACCGCGGUGGAGGACAGGCUGCAGGAGCAGGCAGCUGAGACCAUGGAGGCACUGCAGGGUGCUGGGAUGAAGGUGUGGGUGCUGACCGGGGACAAGAUGGAGACGGCAAAGUCCACCUGCUAUGCCUGCCGGCUUUUCCAGAGGACCACGGAGCUUCUGGAGCUGACGGUGCGCACCCUGGAGGGCAGGGGCCCGCGGCGUGAGGAGAGGCUCCUGGACCUCUUGCAGGAGUACCACAGGAAGGCUGUGCACGACGCCGCACCCACCAAGGCCACAGCCAAACGGAACAGGAGCUGGUCCUCCUCGAGCCAGGAGUUUGGCUUCAUCGUGGACGGAGCCACACUGUCCUUCAUCCUGAACAACAGCCGCUACAGGAGCCUGUUCCUGCAGAUCUGCCAGAACUGCACGGCAGUGCUGUGCUGCCGGAUGGCUCCCCUGCAGAAGGCGCAGAUUGUGAAGAUGGUGAAGAGUUCAAAGGGCAGUCCUAUUACAUUGUCCAUUGGUGAUGGGGCCAAUGAUGUCAGCAUGAUCCUGGAGGCACAUGUGGGCAUUGGUUUGAAGGGGAAAGAGGGCCGGCAGGCGGUGAGGAACAGUGACUAUGCCAUUCCUAAACUCAAACACCUGAAGAAGUUGCUGCUGGCUCACGGGCACUUGUACUAUGUCCGCAUCGCUCACCUGGUGCAGUACUUCUUCUACAAGAACCUUUGCUUCAUCUUACCUCAGUUCCUGUAUCAGUUUUUCUGUGGAUACUCACAACAGCCCCUGUACGACGCAGCCUAUCUGACGAUGUACAACAUCUGCUUCACCUCUAUGCCCAUCCUGGCCUACAGCCUCCUGGAGCAGCAUAUCUGCAUGGAGAUCCUCAUGGACAAUGCCACUUUAUACAGGGCCAUGGCCAAGAAUGCCUUGCUGCGCUGGGGCCCCUUCCUGUACUGGACGGCUCUGGGGGUCUUCCAUGGCCUACUCUUCUUCUUUGGGGCGCACUUUCUUUUCGGCAACUCAGCCUUGCAGGACACUGGCCAGGUGUUUGGAAACUGGACCUUUGGAACGAUAGUUUUUACUGUCCUUGUCUUCACUGUCACCCUGAAGUUGGCUAUGGAUACACGUCAUUGGACCUGGAUCAACCACUUUGUCAUCUGGGGCUCACUUGUCUUCUAUGUCUUCUUCAGCUUCUUCUGGGGUGGAAUCAUAUGGCCCUUUCUCCAACAGCAGAGGAUGUACUUUGUCUUCUCCAGCAUGCUUAGCUCUUUGUCCGCCUGGCUGGUCAUCAUCCUCCUCACCGUGCUCAGCCUGCUGCCUGACAUCCUGCUUGUCAUCCUCCGGCCGCCCCAGAACCCCCACCGUCGCCAGAAGAAGGUUGAUCAGUUGACCAGUCUGGGCUCCAUGUCACUUGGGCCUUCAGCCAGACCUCUUCUCACCACGGCCUUUUCACACGAGUCCAAUUCCAUCUAUUAAAAACUGCCCCCACCCUAUCCCCUGUAACUUCCACUAAUCAGAAUCUACCCUCCUAUUGUUGUGCAUGGUGCAACCCCCCCCCCCCCUCUGGUUAUCAGAAACAACAGCACCUCUAACUCCAUGUAUGAUGAUGAUAAUGGUUAAGAGUACAGAUUACUGGAUUCACACCUCAUGUUAUUUCCUCACAGCCAAUAAGUAAGUGUUGGUGUGAGAUAUUCUGACUGUGUGUGUGUGUGUGUGUGUGUGUGUGUGUGUGUGUGUGCCUUUUCAAAUCAUUUAGAGUGGAAUACUUCUUUUCAUUCCUCCCCAUCAUGGUGUUUGAUUCUGCCCGUAGUUAAAGAUAGUCUUAGAUGGCUGCAACUCAUGCCACCUGUACGUUCCACCUGCAAUUGGCACAAGGCUGUACUCACUGCUUGACCUGUCGCGCGUCUCUGCUGUCCCCGUUUUAUGUGCACUGCUGUUGUCUGCUGGAACCUAGCUUAGGUGUUGUUCAGUGUCUGGUUGUGAGCUGCGAUUAUAAAUGAGUCACAGCCUCCUUCUUAAAGAAGAGACUGAAGAAUAUGCCUCAGCUAACCUGUCGUGUAGAUUGAUUAAACAUCCGUCUCUGUUCUCUCCAGCCUUCAGAAGACCCUCUCCUACAUGUAGAAACGUAAAACAAGGUAACCAUGAGCCUCAUCUCUGAGCUAUCAUAUCAAGAGAGGCCUGUUCUGUCUAGGGGCUACAAAGGUGAUUGUGAAAUGUCAAAAACGGAAAUAAAAUCUGUUCAAAAAUCUGUUUUUGGGGUUUAAAUGGAAGCUCUUGCAUGCUUCUUGUCUCUGUCUGUUUCUAAGAUCAUUGUUAAAUUGUUUUUAUUUUUUGUUUGGUUAAUCAUUUGUGUGAUUUGGGGUGAUUUAACUUUAAAUGUUUGUUUAACUCAUUUGAUUUUGGAUCAUUUUAUUCAUAUCAAUCACUUGGUGUGGUGUUUUUGUGUGGAGGUCUGUCUUUUGUUUGAUUUGUCUUUUUUUGUGGAAAAUCUGUCCGCCUUUCUGGGAAUGUGUUGAUUUGUUUAUUUUCGGGGAGUCACGUUUGUCGGGGGAAAACGUGUCCAGUCGCGUGAUUUGAUUUUUGUGAUGGUGUUUUUGGUGGCAUGUACCCUUUCACCUCAUUCUAUUUUGGGGUGAUUGGGGAUUGUGGGGCUGCUUUUUUUUAGCAGUCUUUCUGGGGUUGGUGUAGGACGCGUCAUUCAUGCUAUUGUCCAUCUGUCCAUCCUGCCCAGAUUGCUGCUGUCACGGUGCUGUCGUACAAGUACCUGAAGGAGCAGGACUGAAGAACUGGGGAAAUGACGGGGUGGGAACGGGCAGCUCCGUGCCCCAACAGGACCCCGCCUUCUGAAUGCUAGCUGUCUGCAUCAUUGCCUGUUUUGUUUUGUCUUUUGAAACCACAGUUUGGUCUGCUAGCUUUGCCUCGUCACCGUCCACACGCUGGAGCAUGCUGCUGGCUGCGUCUCCACCACACUCACGCGUUUGACACGCCUUUAUAACUUUAUUUUCGAGGAUGCGCUCGAUGACUUUGUGGGUUUUUAAGUUAUUCUCUCUUUCGAUGAAGAUGAAACCUAAUUCAGUCUGAUGAAGCUGCACCGCCAGUUAAGCUGCUGUAGUUCACUCUCACUCUCCCAGAAUGCUUUACUGUCAUGGAGGGAAACCAAAAAGAUGCCCCGCAUUGUUGCUGCGGGCGAAGAAUAAUUGACGUCUGACUUUUUUCCAUUUUCUUUUUGCCAAAUGAUCUUAUACGGGACGUUUUCUUUAAAUUGUGGUUCUUCUCUGAGGAGAAACUGUGGACCAAGGGCAGCUGCAAUAACAAGAAUGAUCGAUCCCAGGAUCCUAGAUCUCACUCCAUUCAUUUUUCAUUCUAUUUCCAAAAGCCAUUGGAAGGAAAAAAAUACUUUGCAUUGUAUGGCCACACUGCAUGGCAAGUGAGAAACAUGACAUAUCUUGCUCAGCGAGACCUUACCGUGCUGGCAGUGAAGCAGCAUGGAAUUCUGGGAUGGAGGGUAGUAGGUACAGUACGUCGGGCAGAUACGUGGUUCUCACAUGAUUGUGCACUAAUAUUGAUAGCGUGACUAUGCAUGCAGUGAAUCUACCAGCCUUUUAAGAAGAACAGAGAUUAUGACUGUAUGAACUGAUCAAUUUAUUUAUGUAUGUGCUUUGGAUGCCAAAAAUUUGCCAGUGAGAGAUCUGAGCCCUGCCUCUAA